This is a messenger RNA of Sorghum bicolor (sorghum), 1848 nucleotides long. RefSeq lists its product as uncharacterized. Lineage: Eukaryota; Viridiplantae; Streptophyta; Magnoliopsida; Poales; Poaceae. Gene Ontology annotation, molecular function: protein binding. The transcript has 10 exons. The record is from RefSeq and is a predicted model, not a curated record. The coding region runs from base 193 to 1530 and encodes 445 amino acids.
CUCCCCUCAACCAUAUAACUUUUGCCGACCACCGCCGUUCCUCUCUUCUCCAAAUCCAAAUUGGUAAAUUUCCCGAAUCCGGCGCCCCCACACCCGCAUCCUCACCUCGUCAGCGCCGGCAGCCGUCCUGUUCUCCAUCUCCGCUCAGUCGGGUGGGGGGAAAUUCUGUUCGGACUGAUUCGUCUUGUCGGCAUGUCUCAUUAUCACAGCGGCGAUUUUGAAGAGAUGGAGGAUGAGUACGACAUGAACGAGCCAGUCGAGGGGGAGGAUGAGUACCAAGAGCUCGUGGUUAGGGACUCUGAUGCGGAGGAGGAAGACGACGCGGACCAAUUGCAUAAGCUCUCCGACACAUCAGCAGCAGACGCAAGAAGUGGGAAAGAUAUUCAAGGAAUACCUUGGGAGACGAUAGAAGUCACAAGAGAAACAUACAGGCAGGCCCGACUAGAGCAGUACAAGAACUACGAGAACAUACCUAAUUCUGGAGAAGCAGCAAUGAUGGCAUGCAAAUCUACCGAGAAAGGAAGAACAUAUUACGAAUUCAGACGAAAUACUAGAUCCGUGAAAUCCACUAUCUCUCACUUUCAGCUGAGAAAUUUAGUAUGGGCGACAUCGAAGCACGAUGUGUACCUGUUGUUGCAUUACUCUGUACUUCACUGGUCGGCCUUAAAUGGCGUUGAUACAGAAAUUAUGGAUGUACAUGGACAUGUUGCACCAAGUGAGAAGCACCCAGGAAGCUUAUUAGAAGGUUUUGUUCAUACUCAAAUUAGUACCAUGGCAGUGAAGGAUAAUUUGCUAGUAGCUGGUGGUUUCCAAGGAGAGAUAAUAUGCAAACACCUAGAUCGAGAAGGAAUAAGCUUUUGCUGCAGGACAACAUAUGAUGAUAAUGCAAUUACCAAUGCAUUGGAGAUAUUCAAUACAUCUAGUGGAGCUCUUCACUUCAUUGCAUCUAACAAUGACUGUGGGGUAAGAGAGUAUGAUAUGGAAAGAUACCAGUUGUUUAAGCAUUUCCGAUUUGAUUGGCCAGUGAAUCACACAUCAUUGAGCCCUGAUGGAAAGCUUGUUAUUAUUGUUGGUGAUGACACAGAUGCUUUGCUUAUUGAUGCUAAUUCAGGAAAGACUAUUAAUUCCGUGAAAGGUCACUUGGAUUACUCCUUUGCAUCGGCUUGGAGCCCAGAUGGUCUGACAUUCGCCACUGGUAACCAAGACAAAACUUGCCGGAUUUGGGAUGCCAGAAAUCUCUCCCAGUCUGUCCAUGUCUUGAGAGGCAACGUUGGAGCAAUAAGAUCUAUUCGUUUUACAUCUGAUGGGCAGUUCUUGGCGAUGGCAGAGGCAGCAGACUUUGUCCACAUCUUUGACAUCAAAAGUGACUACAAUAAGCGACAGGAGCUGGAUUUCUUUGGUGAGGUAUCCGGUAUGUCUUUCAGCCCCGACACGGACACACUUUACGUUGGAAUCUCGGAUAGGACAUAUGGCAGCUUACUUCAGUUUGGCCGCCUCUAUAACUAUUCAUACCUCGACUCACUACUAUGAUGGUCAAAGAAAAUGCGUUGGCCGUCUUGUGUUUCCCUCUCUGAUAAUCAACCCAGAUUAGGCAUCCCAAAUCAAAUUUAAUUUAGCUUGGUAUUCCCUUAAAGAAUCCUGUACCCUGCUGUAUGUGUACAUAAAGAAGUGUAUUUUAUAGACACCAAUAGUCUGCUACUCUGCUUUGAGAUAGGUAUAAGGUGUCAGGAUUCAAAUCAUAAGUUAGAUUUCAAUUCGUUAUGCGCGAGAUGAAUCCAUAAAGUCAGAACUUUGCAUGUUAAGUUGAAUCUGAUGUUUGUAUGCUUAUUAUGACAUUUGUUGUGUAGA